Molecule: messenger RNA, 2370 nt
Organism: Lagopus leucura (white-tailed ptarmigan)
Lineage: Eukaryota; Metazoa; Chordata; Aves; Galliformes; Phasianidae
Gene: BTRC
Product: beta-transducin repeat containing E3 ubiquitin protein ligase
Exons: 16
Coding region: 38-1924 (628 amino acids)
Molecular function (GO): protein dimerization activity
Source: RefSeq, a predicted model, not a curated record
GCUGCGAGGAGGGGCGACGGCGGCCCCGCGCACGGCUAUGGACCCGGCCGAGGCCGUGCUGCAAGAGAAGGCCCUGAAGUUCAUGCCCCGAAUACACAUGCCAAAAGAUGGAUUCCAACUUAUAUCUUCUGGAUACCAAGCAUGGCUAAAGCAGUGCUCUAUGCCCAGAUCUCUGUGGCUGGGCUGCUCCAGCCUGGCGGACAGCAUGCCCUCGCUGCGAUGCCUGUAUAACCCAGGGACUGGCGCACUCCCAGCUUUCCAGAACUCCUCUGAGAGAGAAGACUGUAAUAAUGAUGAGCCCCCUAGGAAGAUCAUUCCUGAGAAGAAUUCACUUAGACAGACCUACAACAGCUGUGCCAGACUGUGCUUAAACCAGGAAACAGUAUGUCUAGGAAGCACGGCUAUGAAGACUGAAAAUUGUGUGGCCAAAACAAAACUUGCCAAUGGCACUUCCAGUAUGAUUGUGCCCAAGCAGAGAAAACUGUCAGCAAGCUAUGAGAAGGAGAAGGAGCUCUGCGUCAAGUACUUCGAGCAGUGGUCUGAGUCUGACCAGGUGGAGUUUGUGGAGCACCUCAUCUCCCAGAUGUGUCACUACCAGCAUGGACAUAUAAACUCUUACCUCAAGCCCAUGUUACAGAGGGACUUCAUCACUGCACUGCCAGCGCGGGGAUUGGAUCACAUUGCUGAGAACAUCCUGUCCUACCUGGAUGCCAAAUCGCUGUGUGCCGCUGAGCUGGUGUGCAAGGAGUGGUACCGCGUGACGUCGGACGGCAUGCUGUGGAAGAAGCUGAUCGAGAGGAUGGUCAGGACAGACUCACUGUGGAGGGGGUUGUCAGAGAGGAGAGGAUGGGGUCAAUACCUAUUUAAAAAUAAACCCCCUGAUGGGACUGCUCCACCCAACUCCUUCUACAGAGCACUUUACCCCAAAAUUAUACAGGAUAUAGAGACAAUAGAGUCAAACUGGCGGUGUGGGAGGCACAGUUUACAGAGAAUCCACUGCCGUAGUGAGACAAGCAAAGGCGUUUAUUGUUUACAGUACGAUGAUCAGAAGAUAGUCAGUGGCCUACGAGACAACACUAUCAAGAUCUGGGAUAAAAAUACAUUAGAAUGCAAGCGAAUUCUCACUGGACACACGGGUUCUGUCCUGUGCCUGCAGUAUGAUGAACGGGUGAUUAUCACUGGAUCUUCAGACUCGACUGUCAGGGUGUGGGAUGUGAACGCAGGCGAGAUGCUGAACACACUGAUUCACCACUGUGAAGCAGUACUGCACCUCCGCUUCAAUAACGGCAUGAUGGUGACGUGUUCCAAAGACCGUUCCAUUGCUGUGUGGGACAUGGCUUCACCAACAGACAUCACCCUGAGGAGGGUGCUCGUAGGGCACCGUGCUGCUGUCAACGUAGUGGACUUUGAUGACAAGUACAUCGUAUCAGCGUCAGGUGACAGAACCAUAAAGGUAUGGAACACUAGUACCUGCGAAUUUGUGCGCACCUUAAAUGGCCACAAACGAGGCAUUGCAUGUCUGCAGUACAGAGACAGGCUAGUAGUGAGCGGCUCUUCAGAUAAUACUAUCAGGCUGUGGGAUAUCGAGUGUGGGGCGUGUUUGCGAGUUCUGGAAGGCCACGAAGAGCUGGUGAGAUGCAUCCGCUUUGACAACAAGAGGAUAGUCAGCGGGGCGUACGAUGGGAAAAUUAAGGUAUGGGAUCUGGUGGCUGCUUUGGACCCCCGUGCUCCAGCAGGGACACUCUGCUUACGAACCCUUGUGGAGCAUUCUGGAAGAGUUUUUCGACUUCAGUUUGACGAGUUCCAGAUCGUCAGCAGCUCACACGAUGACACCAUCCUCAUCUGGGAUUUUCUGAAUGACCCAGCUGCCCAAGCAGAAUCCACUCGUUCCCCAUCCAGAACAUACACCUACAUCUCAAGAUAAAUAACAGUACACUGUACCUCACACUCGCACAGGACUCAUUUAAGCUGCAGUAUUUAUAUUAUCUGCCAAUGCCAGGACAAAAGAACUAUCCACGUAACCAAUACUUGCCGAAGAGAGAAGGCUCUCAGACUUGUUUCUGGAACAAAGUUGGCAUGCGGUUGAUCUCAGACAGGGUCUACUCAGCGUGGCUGACUGCUAAAGUGCUGCUAAAUCAGAAGAUGACUUUUAUCUUUCGUGAACUAAUAACAUUUUUAAACCUCUCCAUCCAUCCCUUUCCUCCCUCAUCCCCGUUUUCCUAUUCACUCCCCUUCCCUUUACCCUGUUUGGUUUCCCUCCAAACCCCGUCACAGAUGUCCUGUGAAUAUAUUUAAGAUGUUGCCAGAACGUGUUGCUUUGCUGUUAAGCAGAAGACUUACAGCCACAGUUCACCCUGCUGGGAGAGUCAC